This is a messenger RNA of Schistosoma bovis, 3970 nucleotides long. The record is from the annotation of a GenBank genome assembly. Lineage: Eukaryota; Metazoa; Platyhelminthes; Trematoda; Strigeidida; Schistosomatidae.
GUUACUACAUUAUAGUAAGGAUAUAAAUAAAUUUAAUAGACUGCAUAAAAUAUUGUAAGUAUAUACGUGACAUAUAAAAACCACACUUAGUAACGAAAGUCCGAAAGGGGCAGGAAUAAAUGAUUACGUAAAAAGCAAACGCUAGUAAUAUGUAAGAGUAAAAUGACUAAAGCUCAGUUAAUUAAAAUAAGAUUACUAAUCUAGAUGACAGUCGUAAUUAUGUAACUAAUUGGAGAAAAGAGUUGAACAACAGUUUUGUGAUGUAAUGAAGGAAUAUGUGUCACUAAGGCAAAGAAAGAUAAACAACCAUCUUCCUUUGAAGAUAUACAUCAGGUUUCUCACACCUGACAAAAACGACUUCAGCAAACGUCAGAAGUAUGGAGUUGGUUGUUUAUAAACCACCUUGAAAAAUUGCAAGGUAUCGACCUUGUAUCCGAAAAAUGUUUAGUAAUUGAGCUGUUUAAAGUAGUUCUUUCUCUUGUUCUAAAGCUUUUUGGAACAUGUUCAUUGUGGAGUGCAAGCUGAUGAAUACGUCUGAACCAAAACAUAAAAUCGAAGUCUACUUUAAAUAAUUUGUUCAUAGAUGGUCACUUUUAUAUGAGCUAUCACUGUUUUGUAUUCACUUGCUUACUAGAUUAAGCCUGUUAUCUACCGUGGAACAUAAGCCAUCGAUCAGGAUUCUACAACAAACUAUUUCUUAGGUAGUCAUUUGCAGUUGUUUUCAAAGGUUGUGUAUUCUUUUGAUAUAUGCUUCAAUCCCUUGAGCAAUAAAUUCUAUUGUCUACAACGUUUCUUUAAGUUUUCAGCAUAUUUGGUAAUUCAGUAUUAUGGUUUCUGAAGGGUAUGUCUAACCCGCCUUUGGCGUCUUUUCCUAAUUUCUUCUUCAGCAGGAAGCCGAUUUGUUCUAUGUCACAGUAGGUUGUUGCUAAUUGUAUUCAUUAAGUGUCAUACGUAAUUAUAAAUACCUGUACAUUUUUGAUAAUGCUUAAGUUGAUCUCUAAGUUUCAGCUCUGUACAGUAGAACUGUCUUAAUGUUUGUAUUGAAAAUUUUGACUUUGAUCUUGGCUGACAGUUGUUUUGACUUCUACAUUUUUUUCGAUUAUAGAAAUUUGGGACGGCUUUGCCAAUCCUUACCUUUACAUAUGCGACAGAGCCUCCUUGUUUAUCAAUGAUGCUGUCCUGAUAUGUGAAAGUUCUCACAUCUUCCAGAGCUUCUCCAUAAAGAGUGAUUACGUUGGUGUUCUUUGUAUUGUAUUUCGAAAGCUUGUUUUUCCCCAGGGUAUAUCAAGACCUAUUGCUGCAGAGACUACUGCUACACAACUGUCUUUACCUACAUUUUUUGCUGUGUAUGGGAUGGAAAGACUACAUCAUCUGAGUAGUCCAAAGUCUCUAGUUACAUAAAAGCUAACCAUUAUAUCCCACACUACCCCUCCGAUGUGAAGGUCUUCAUAAUUCAGUCAACCACCAAAAUAAGCAGAAGGGGAGAGAGUAAGCGUCAUUGUCUGACACCAGUUCUCACUAUGAAUGCGUCUGUCAGCUGUCCUUCAUGCACGACGUUGCAGUGUAGUCAAUCGUAUAAAAUCCGGAUGAUGUUGACGAUGUUCUCAGCUACUCACUCCAUAGUGUCGAAGAAGUUUCUGUAACGUCCUUCUAUCCACACCGUCGAAUGCGUUUUCAUAGUCAGUGAAGUUGAUGUAUGGCGAUGUGUUCUAUUCAACUGAUCACUCAACGAUGGUCCGUAGUGUCGCAGUUUGGUCUUUUGAUCUGGAUACUGGGCGUCUAUUGAAUAUUUCAUCUGGUUAGGCAUCACUCUGUUAAAAAAAUUUGCUAGUAUCAAUAGUAAUGUGAUGCCUGUGUGGUUCUCACAUUUGCUGAAAUCUCUUUUCCCUGGUAUCUUGAUGAGAUGUGCUUCAUUUCAGUCCAUCGGCACUUGUUACUCAUCCCAAAUCUUUUUGAAUGGAAGGUAAAGCAUGUUUGUGGUUACUUCGAUGUCUGAUUUCAGUGCUCCGGCCGGUAUGCUGUCUGAUCCUGCUGCCUUCCCGCUCUUGAUUUGUCUGAUGGCCAUUCUGAUUUCUUCCGCCGUUGGUGGAUUGUCAACUAUAGGAAGAUCUGUGUGUGCUGCUUCGAUGUCCGGUGGAUUCAUUGGAGCCGGCCUAUUCAUGAGUCCCUCGAAGUGCUCUACCCAUCUGUCCCACUGUUGUUGAAUUUCAGUGAUUGGCCUGCCUUCUUUGUCCUUGACCGGUCUCUCUUGUUUACUAUAUUUCCGUGCUAGUUUCUUCGUUGUGUCAUAAAGCUGUUUCAUAUUUCCUUCUCUUGCAGCUCUUUCUGCCGUCGUUGCUAAUUCUUCCAUGUAUUUCUUCCUGUCGGCUCUAAUGCCCUCUUCACUUGCUUGUUUACUUCAGUGUAUUCAGCUUGUGCUUGGACUUUCUCUGCUCGUGUUCGGCUGUUGUUAAUUGCUGUCUUCUUGUUCUUCCUUUCUUUGAUCCUGUCCAGUGUUUCUAUAGAGAUCCAUUCCUUAAGAUGAUGCUCCUUGAGGCCCAGAACCUCUUGACACGUUGAAGUUAAUGCUUCUUUGAUAUCUUUGCAGUUGUCCUCCAUAGUAGGUUCUCCUUCUUUCAGUAGAUCCUGUAAGGCUUGGAACCUGUUGUUGAGAGCUAUCUUGAAUUCAUUGAGUUUGUUAGUAUCUCGAAGGAAGGCUGUAUUGAACCUCUGUAGUGCUGUUUGUCCAGUUCUUCUUAAGUUCCAUUUUCAAAUUGGCCACAACUAGGUGGUGAUCUGAAGCUAUGUCAGCUCCUCUCCUGGUCCUCACAUAUUCCAUUGUCCUUCGGAUUUUUUUAUUGAUGCAAAUAUGAUCUAUCUGGUUCUCUGUGGUGUGAUCUGGUGAUACAGAUGUAGUUUUUUGUAUGCGUUUGUGUGGGAAUAGUGUGCAGCCUAUAACCAAUUUAUUGAGUGCACAUAGGUUUGCAAAUAACAAAACAAAGAACACAUUAAGAGUGUAAAAAAGCUGUGCGAUUUGUAGCUAGUAAGUAGUUGAUAUCAGCACGUUCUAUAGUUUAAUGAUAUACAAACGAUAGUUUUCUUCUCUAAGUGAAAUAAUAAAAUCCACAAAGCGAAACUAUGAAUUAUCAAAUACAGUUUAAAACAAGGCGUAUUAAACAAUAAUAAAGUUACAAGAUAAUGUAGUAAAAGUUAGAAGAAAUCUACACUAAAUACCACAACAUUACGAAAUAUUAAUUACCAUUUACAUUCUUUUAGAUUAUAAACUUUUUAUCAGAAAUAUAUUCAGUUACAAAAGUCUGUAGAACUAUGAUUCUGAUUUCAUUCAAGAAGAUUGAAUUUCAAUAAUCUAGUUGCCAUUAUAUAAAACUCUUAUUGAUUGAUCUAUCCAUUUACUCAGCUAUCAAAGAAAUAAAUAUUUACAAACAAUCUAAAUGUUACAUGGUUUUCUGCAUUUGUAAUGAACCAACAGAACUAAAUCCAAAAAUUGAUUAACCUUAGGUUAUUUGUUGUCAAUAAUUACCAUACUAACAAUAGAGAAUAUUGUCUUUUCAAGUUUCUUUAUGUUAUCUAAAUCUUUUGAUAAUUUAACUAAUGAUCCUAUUUUUUGUAAUUUACUCUAUGUUGAUUGGAUUAAGUAUAGAUAUUCAGAAGUUAAUAGAACUUAUACAAUAAAUAUGCUUCAUUCAAACUAAGAACAAUUGCCAAAUAUCAAGUUUAUACUUUAUUGAACUUUUAUUUAUUUUUAAAACAACAGGGUAAAUAUUUUUAUGACAAAAAAAAAGAAGAAUACACUAAACGCAAAACAAUAAACAGUGAUUGUCUAUUAUGGGUAAUUAGUUUUUAUCGAGGUCAUAGGUAAUUUGAACAGGUAAUUCUACACAUUCUGAUAAAUGUUAAUUAGGUUACCAACUUAAUGAAGAAACGUUCUUUUGUUUUUAGUAUGGAUAAUAUGUACUUAUAUGAGAAUUGC